Vicia villosa (hairy vetch) is the source of this 1329-nucleotide messenger RNA. RefSeq lists its product as uncharacterized. Bases 1 to 1329 code for a protein of 442 amino acids. Lineage: Eukaryota; Viridiplantae; Streptophyta; Magnoliopsida; Fabales; Fabaceae. The record is from RefSeq and is a predicted model, not a curated record. Gene Ontology annotation, molecular function: zinc ion binding; nucleic acid binding. The transcript is spliced from 4 exons.
AUGGCUGAGCAGCGCAGAGGUCCUGGAAGGCCAAGAACUAGAAAUGUGGAAUCCGAGCAAGCAGCUGGGAAUGCAGGCGUACCUUGGCAGCAGAUAAUGCAACAGAUGCAACAGCAGAAUCAGAUGAUGAUGCAGAUGAUGCAGGGCAUGCAAGGACAACAACCUCCUGCUCCGGUUCCUGUUCCCCAAGCUCCAGCAGGGCCAGAUUUUCGUGCUUUCUUCAGAAUGGAUCCCCCAGAGUUUGCAGGUGGCUUAGACCCAGUAAUGGCUCAUGACUGGUUGGCUAGUAUGGAGAGGAUAUUCCAGGCAAUCCAGUGUAACGAAGAAGAGAAGGACUGGCAUCAUUUCAAGGCGACAUUUCUAGAGAAGUAUUUCCCUAACAGUGUUCGGACCCAAAGAGAAAGAGAAUUCCAGAAUUUCAAGCAAGGCAAUUUGUCUGUUUCCGAGUAUGCUGAAAAGUUUGAAGAUAUGGCUGAUUACUCACGACAGGCUGUUUAUGCUCCUGACGAGCUAUGGAAGAUUGAUCAAUUCUUGAUGGGUUUGAGGGCCGAUAUUGCUCAUAGUUGCUACGUUGCCGAAAACAGCUUGAAGAGAGUUCAAGAAGAAAGGAAUCAAAACAGGGUUAACCUUAGAGACCAAGGAAGAUCUACUCAGCACCUAAAGCCCCGUAACUCUCCAUCAAAGAAGAAGCAAGGUUAUGGUGACCAAUCCAAUCGACACCCUUAUUGUGACAAGUGUAAAAGAAGACACCCUGGGGAUUGCAAGCUCACUUCAGUGACUUGUUAUGAGUGUGGCGAGCAAGGUCACAUAUCUACGUAUUGUCCCAAGAAGAAGAAAACUCAGGAGAAGACCACAGGUCGCGUCUAUACCUUGGAUGCAAGAAAGGCCAAAGGGAACAACAAUCUCAUCGCAGGUACUUGUUAUGUAAACAAUCAACCCUUAUGUGUGUUAGUUGAUUGCGGAGCUACGCAUUCUUUUAUCUCUACCGAGUGUGCUUACCGACUUGGUUUGGAGGUUAAUCCCUUACCCGACCCUAUGGUCAUUUCUUCAGCCACGGACGAUACAGUGGAAGCUCGACUGAUUUGUAAGGAUUGUUCAGUAUCUUUUAAUGGUCGUGACUUUCCGAUUGAUCUAAUUUGUUUACCUCUUAAGAGACUCGAUGUCAUUCUUGGAAUGGACUGGUUGUCUCCUAAUUCGGUGUAUAUUGGUUGCAAGGAAAAAGCCAUAUUCAUUCCUGCUAAAGAAACAUCCUCCGACGAUGCAAUUACCAAGUUGAUUGAAGGAUAUCACUUCUCUUCCUCCGGAAAGGGAAGCAGAAUUCUCAAUUGA